UGUUACACUUCCUUAACUCAUAUGUGCCCUAACUCCAACAUGCCCCUUUCCUCACCAUUUCCAUGACUCCAUUUUUGUCCUAACCUCUCAUCCAUUUGAUUUCCCUAUAAAAAUUCAAACUUUUUUUCUCCAUCAUCACCUCAUCAUACUAUCCAAAACUGUUUAUUUCCAUUCAAAUUAAAGGUUCCAUUAUUGGCUAUGGAGCUUCUCGCUGCUAAGAUCAACUCCGCCGCGGCCAUUCUCCUCCUCCUCCUUCUCGUCGCCGCCGCGCCGUGGCCAAGGGCCACGGCGGCGGGCGUUGAUUCCUUGGUCUACGAUAUCGAUUACCGGGGGCCGGAAACCCACUCAAAUAACAUCCCUCCGCCGAAUAGAGGCGGCGGGAGGCACAACUUUCGCCGGCGGCCGAUCGCGGCGGCGCGUCACAAAUCCAAGGGCGUGAGAGCGAGUAAGGGUGGACGUAAUGGGAAGAAGAAGUAAGAAGAAGACUAAUGAUGUUGAACAGUGCAUCCUAGCAAGAAGAUCGACAAUUAAUUAAGAGAGUAUUGAUGAUUAAGAUCUGAUGGGGUUUAUUUGAUGUAUUGAAAUUGAUGAUGAUGAUGAUCAAGAACAGCUAAGUUUCUAUUUUGUGAUGUGCUAAGAAGAAUUGAUGUUUUCUAGAAACUAAGAAUCAAGAAUAUAUAUUAUAUAUAUAUAGUAUCAUCAAAUGUGGUCAGAUUUCACUGUAUUUAUUAUUUUACAGUGUGAAAGAUAAUCGUAGAACUUGUUUGGUGUUAGGUUAUUGCGUAUUCAGAAAGUAAUGUGAAGAUAAAAAUAAUUUAUUAAUGAUGUUGAGCUAUUUGAGCUUUUAAUAUAUAUCCAUUGUCCCACUUUGUCCGGAAAGUAGAACUUUAGUCUUUUGUUCAGCUGAAUUGCCAUACUUUAUAUAUUUUUAUAUGGUCUGUCGAGUGAGGGGCCAUUGGGGUUAAAGAUUCAACCUUUUAGGAAGAAAAUCAUUCUUUAGUUGAAUUUUUAGUGAAUAUUUUUCUCUUUAAGAGAUAAUUAUUUUAACUGUUGUAAAAUGUGAGUAGUUGUAGAAAAGUAAUUGCAAUCUUUAAACAAUACUGUGAACCCUAAUGCAUAUGUAUGUGUCUUAUAUUGUAAGUUUUUAUAUUUUGUGUUAUGAAAUUAUGUAUGUGUCUUUGUGUUAGAAGUUAAGUUAUUGUAAUGGUGUUUUUAGAACAAGGCCAUCCAAUUAAAAGGAAGAUAAUAUGAUGCAUGGUCAUGUUUUCUUGUAUCUUAGACUUAGGUUCCUCCAUGACAUUUUAACCAUUCCUAACUGUAUCGUAUGUGCCUUAGGGGGCGUUUGGUUCAAGGGAUCUAACAUUACCCUGGUAAUUUGAGAAAGGUAAUGUUAGAUUAUCAUGUUUGGUUUAGGUAAUCUGAGAGGCUAAGUAAUAUAAGAUGACUGCCACGUAUGAAAUGGGGUAUGUUUGAGGUAAUCUGAUUACCAAGUUUUGGUUAGGUAAUGUGAGAUUACUUUUUAAUAUUCCAAAAUUGCCCUCAACUAUCCUUCUUUUAUUCAUCAGACACAGACAAUACAUGAUGCUGGGAAAUGGAAAUUGAAUGGAAAA
Molecule: messenger RNA, 1610 nt
Organism: Ipomoea triloba (trilobed morning glory)
Lineage: Eukaryota; Viridiplantae; Streptophyta; Magnoliopsida; Solanales; Convolvulaceae
Exons: 2
Coding region: 199-477 (92 amino acids)
Source: RefSeq, a predicted model, not a curated record